Messenger RNA from Lizanozyma spartinae, 687 nucleotides. RefSeq names its product palmitoyltransferase (gene PFA5). Lineage: Eukaryota; Fungi; Ascomycota; Pichiomycetes; Serinales; Debaryomycetaceae. The transcript has a single exon. The coding region runs from base 1 to 687 and encodes 228 amino acids. The record is from RefSeq and is a predicted model, not a curated record.
AUGAUUCCUAUUUCUUUUUUAUGGGUGUGGUUUGCUGGUGCUUUAUUGGCUCAACAUACUGUUUACGUGCGCAAGGAUCUUACUACUAUUGAAGAUUUAAGUCAAGGAAGAUUCAAAAGAUUCAAAGCACUUGAAGCUUACAAUAAAGGUGAAAGCAAAUUGAACCCAGUUCAAGCAUGGUUUUUGAAAAGGCAAAAACGACCUCCGAACUGGUCUUCCGGGCAAAGGUUUGUUAGUAUAGCUCAUGAAGACUUUAGAUUGGUCGUUGAGUUUACUGUUUUCGAUAAUGCGUAUUCAUUAGGAUGGAAACGAAAUCUUAUCAACUUAAUCUUCAACGAAAACAGUCAUCACAAAGAAAACGAAGAAACUCAAUUCUAUUCUAAUUCAAAGUACUUGAUGGCCCUUUUCAUGUAUUUUAUUCCAUUAGUUGACUUGCCGUUACUCGCAUCAUGGAGACUACAUGAUUCGUUUGUGAAGGCACCAGAUGAAUCCGACGCGAAAUUCUACAGUAGAAUUAGGCCGAAAUUCAAUUCUACUUUUAAUGAAUAUUUAAGAGGAAGAGUGGAACGGAAGGAAUGUUAUAUUCCACAGUACUUGGGAUUAGGCAUAAGGCUGGCAAAGCCAGAAUCUGAUAAUCAACCUCAAUUCAGUCUGUCGCUGCUGACAGCUGAUGCAAUAAGUAUUUGA